CUCCAGAGAUCGAUCAGAUGAAAAGUUAAUGAAAGAAUAUAUAUAUAUAGUAUAUUUGAUUCUCAUAGUUGAUUGGUAGAUCUUCUAUCAAACUGUCAUUCAAAAGCUCUAAUCACCAUUUUUAUACUACUUUGCUUGAUUGGAACGGAAACUUUAACAGCUAACUGCUACAAAUGGAAGCUAUUCUCUUCCUAGAUACACCAGGUAUCAUAUCUAUAAUGACGCGACGCUAGCUAUUGCGUGUCCAUGUACUGCCAUUGGCUGUCCACGACCACGACUUGUUCAAGAAAGAGAUCUAUCUAUCUAUCUAUCAUCUAUCCAUCUUCGUCUUCGUAAGCAAAUCAAGCUGCUGCUCACAAUUUUGAACGUUAUAUAUGGAAAUGUCGUUUGCGGUUGGUAAUUAUCUUAAUGUGGAGAAUUUAUAUAUUCAUUGUUCAUGGAGAAAGAAAUGAAUUGAAGGAAGUCUGAUCCAAUUUGACUGAAGGAGAACAAUGCCAGGAAGGAAGAGGCGAAAGUUACAUCUUAGUAAGCUAUAUUCAUAUUCAUGUUUGAAAGUUCCAUUUAGAGAUGAACAUAGUCAAAUUGGGAAGAAAGGUUAUUCGAGGAUCGUAUUCUGUAAUGAUCUUGAUAAUCCUGAAGCUGCUCAGCUCUAUUACAGGGGAAAUUAUGUGUCUACUACUAAGUAUACUGCUAUUAAUUUUCUACCUAAACAAUUGUUUGAGCAGUUUAGGAGGGUUGCAAACAUUUACUUUUUAGUUGUCUCGUGUGUUUCGUUUAGUCCCUUGGCUCCUUAUUCACCUAUUAGUGUUCUUGCCCCAUUGAUCGCGGUGAUUGGGGCUACCAUGGCGAAAGAAGCUGUGGAAGAUUGGAGGCGUAAGAAACAGGAUAUAGAGGCAAACAAUCGAAAGAUACUUGCUUACGAGGGGAAUAAUUUUCACGACACCAGAUGGAAGAAAUUACGUGUGGGUGAUCUAGUUAAAGUUCACAAAGAUGAAUAUUUCCCUGCAGACCUGCUAGUGAUUUCAUCAAGUUACGAUGAUGGUCUUUGUUAUGUCGAGACCAUGAACCUUGACGGCGAGACCAAUCUUAAGCCGAAACAAGCUCUGGAAGUGACAGCAUCUCUCACAGAGGAAAGUUCGUUUAAGAACUUUAAGGCAGUGAUAAAAUGUGAAGAUCCCAAUGAGGAUCUCUAUUCUUUCGUUGGAACUCUUGAAUACAAUGACCAACAACAUCCUCUUUCCCUACAACAGCUUCUUUUAAGAGAUUCAAAACUUAAAAAUACUGAUUACAUAUACGGAGUUGUUGUUUUCACUGGGCACGACACAAAAGUGAUGAUGAAUGCAACAGAUCCCCCUUCUAAAAGGAGCAAAAUUGAAAGGAGAAUGGACAAAAUAGUAUACAUUCUUUUUAGUACUCUGGUGUUUAUAUCCUUCAUCGGAUCUGUUUUCUUUGGUAUUGUGACGAAAAGAGACAAAAAGGGUAACAUGUAUACAAGGUGGUAUUUAAGAACUGAUGAUGGAACUGUGUACUAUGAUCCAGAAAGACCAUUUUUAGCUGCACUUCUUCAUUUUCUUACUGCACUGAUGCUAUAUGGAUAUUUGAUACCAAUAUCAUUGUAUGUGUCAAUUGAGAUUGUCAAGGUGUUACAAAGUGUAUUCAUAAAUCAAGACAGAGACAUGUAUGACGAGGAAACUGACAGGCCGGCACAUGCACGGACUUCUAAUCUUAAUGAAGAACUUGGCCAGGUCCACACCAUAUUAUCUGACAAGACAGGAACUUUGACAUGCAAUUCCAUGGAAUUUGUUAAGUGUUCUAUAGCUGGUGUUGCUUACGGCCGUGGCAUGACUGAAGUGGAGAAGUCUUUGGCAAAAAGAAAUGGAAUCGAUAUUAAACUUGAUGAUGCUUCCUCUGAAUUGCAAGAAAUUAAUGGCGAUAUGGACACGAGAAAUCCGAUCAAGGGUUUCAAUUUCAGAGAUGAACGAAUUAUGAAUGAACAGUGGGUCGAACAACCGAAUUCUGAACUUAUACAAAAGUUCUUUAGAACUUUAGCAAUUUGCCAUACGGCUAUUCCAGAUGAAAAUAAAGAAAUGGGUGAAAUCACCUAUGAAGCAGAGUCUCCGGAUGAAGCAGCCUUUGUCAUUGCGGCUAGAGAGCUUGGAUUUAUAUUUUUUGAAAGAACACAAACCAGCAUAGCGUUGCAUGAGUUAGAUUAUAAGAGUCGCCAGAAGGUGGAUAGGACAUAUCAGUUGCUUCAUACCUUAGAGUUCAGCAGUGAUCGCAAGCGAAUGUCUGUAAUUGUAAGGAAUCCAGAGAAUAAAAUAUUGCUACUCUGCAAGGGUGCUGACAGUGUGAUGUUUUCUCUGCUCUCAAAUGGUGGUAGACAAUUUGAAGAUGAGACUAAGGAGCAUAUAAAUAAAUAUGCCCAGGCAGGUCUACGAACCUUGGUGGUUGCAUACCGUGAACUUGGAGAAAAGCAGUAUAAUUUAUGGGAAAAAGAAUUCUUAAAGGCCAAGACUUCUGUAAGUGAAGAUCGAAAUGCAUUGAUUAAUGCAGCAGCUGAUAAGGUUGAAAGGGAUUUAGUUCUUCUUGGUGCUACUGCUGUUGAAGAUAGACUACAAAAAGGGGUUCCAGAGUGUAUUGAGAAGCUUGGAAAUGCUGGAAUUAAGAUUUGGGUGUUAACAGGCGAUAAGAUGGAAACUGCAAUAAAUAUUGGGUAUGCAUGUAGCCUUCUCAGAGAGGAAAUGAAACAGAUAAUAGUAACAUUAGAUUCAGUGGACAUGAAUGCAUUGGAGAAAGAAGGGGACAAAGACGCCAUCGCUGCGGCUUCAAUCGAAAUCAUAGGUAAACAGAUAGAAGAAGGAAAGGCCCGUGCUAAAUCAGCUAAAGAGAAAUCAAUUAAAUGUGCUCUGAUAAUUGAUGGAAAAUCCCUUGGUUUUGCUCUUGCUAAGAACAUGGACAAGUCAUUCUUGGAUCUUGCUCUUAAUUGUGCUUCAGUUAUUUGUUGUCGCUCCUCGCCUAAACAGAAAGCUCUUGUUACUCAACUCGUUAAACUGGGAACAAAACAGACGACUUUGGCAAUUGGUGAUGGGGGAAAUGAUGUUGGAAUGCUUCAGGAAGCAGAUAUUGGAGUUGGAAUUAGUGGUGUUGAAGGGAUGCAGGCUGCUAUGUCCAGUGAUUUUGCAAUAGCUCAAUUCUGUUUUCUGGAACGGCUAUUAUUAGUACAUGGCCAUUGGUGUUAUAGACGAAUAGCUAUGAUGAUAUGCUACUUUUUCUACAAGAAUAUCGCCUUUGGAUUUACUCUGUUCUGGUUUGAGGCUCAUGCUUCUUUCUCUGGUCAAGCUGCUUAUAACGAUUGGUACAUGUCAUUCUACAAUGUCUUCUUCACAUCCCUUCCUGUGAUUGCCCUGGGUGUUUUCGAUCAGGAUGUUUCUGCCCGACUUUGCCUCAAGUAUCCAGUGUUAUAUCAAGAAGGUGUACAAAACCACCUCUUCAAUUGGGUCCGAAUCAUAGGAUGGAUGUUCAACGGAUUCAUAUGCUCAACGAUAAUAUUCUUCUUUUCUGCCAACUUCAGCAAACUCCCAGCCUUCAGAAAAGACGGCCAAUUGGUUGAUUUUGAAAUCCUGGGUGUGAUAAUGUACAGCUGCGUUGUAUGGGUAGUGAAUUGCCAAAUGGCAUUAUCAAUUAAUUACUUCACAUGGAUUCAACAUUUCUUCAUCUGGGGAAGCAUUUUCUUCUGGUAUGCUUUUUUAGUAAUUUAUGGUUAUUUCCCAUCAACAGUUUCAACCACAGCAUACCGGGUCUUUUUAGAAGCAUGUGCUCCCUGCCCUUUCUAUUGGCUUCUCACCCUGCUUGUAGUUCUUUCUACCCUUCUGCCUUACUUCUCCUACAGGGCUUUUCAGACACGUUUUCGGCCAAUGGUUCAUGAUAUAAUUCAGAUACGACGAUCGGAAGGUGCAGAGCUUGACAGUUCCGGUUCGAAAGCUCCUGAGAGGUAUGUCUCCGGGGAAUUGCCUACUAGGGUAAAGAACAAAAUUGACCAUUUGAAGGAGAGACUGGUAGUAUAAUUAAUAGGGAGUUACAUUUCAUAUUCUUGUAUAUGUUUGACUGAUUAUUGGAUAGGAAACUAGAGGCAGUUGAGAUCAUGAAUGUAAAAGUUGGUGUGUGUUGUGUGUAUAGUUGAUGUGUAGUGAAAGUGUAUAUGUUUUAUCAAAGUAAAAGUCUUGAUUGAGA
Messenger RNA from Impatiens glandulifera, 4230 nucleotides. Its product is annotated as probable phospholipid-transporting ATPase 8. Gene Ontology annotation, molecular function: ATPase-coupled intramembrane lipid carrier activity; ATP binding; magnesium ion binding. Gene Ontology annotation, biological process: phospholipid translocation. Lineage: Eukaryota; Viridiplantae; Streptophyta; Magnoliopsida; Ericales; Balsaminaceae. The transcript is spliced from 12 exons. Bases 492 to 4064 code for a protein of 1190 amino acids. Gene Ontology annotation, cellular component: plasma membrane. The record is from RefSeq and is a predicted model, not a curated record.